This is a messenger RNA of Trichomycterus rosablanca, 969 nucleotides long. RefSeq names its product carbonic anhydrase IV c (gene ca4c). Gene Ontology annotation, cellular component: plasma membrane. The annotation marks the transcript as partial. The transcript is spliced from 8 exons. Gene Ontology annotation, biological process: one-carbon metabolic process. The record is from RefSeq and is a predicted model, not a curated record. Gene Ontology annotation, molecular function: carbonate dehydratase activity; zinc ion binding. NCBI's taxonomy places the organism in Eukaryota, Metazoa, Chordata, Actinopteri, Siluriformes, Trichomycteridae.
UUUGAUUUGGGCACACCACGUUUUGCGACUGCAGACAUGUGGUCCACUCUCCUUGUAAUGUGUCUUCUACUUGCUCCUGGCAUCUAUUCUGUUCAGUGGUGCUACCACAGCCAGUAUUCCUGUCAGGAUCAGUGCAGAAAGCCAGAUAAAUGGUUCCUAGAUGUUCCAACGUGUGGAGGCCAGAAGCAAUCACCCAUUAACAUUGUCACAAACAAGGUCCAGUUUGAUCCCAGUCUGAGCCCGAUCAUCUUUGAAAACUAUACACAAGUUCUGAACAUCACUGUGUGGAACGUCGGAUAUGCUGCUGUGUUUGGUCUUCCUCCCUCUGCACGGAUUCGUGGUGGGGGUCUACCUGCCACCUACAAGGCCAUUCAGUUUCACCUACACUGGGGGGUGACAGGUGGGCUGGGAUCAGAACAUACUGUGGAUGGUGAGCAGUACCCCAUGGAGGUCCAUAUUGUUCAUAUAAAAGAGCAGUAUGAAACGCUGAAGCAAGCCAUGGAAGAUCAAGAGGGUUUAGCAGUUCUUGGCUUCUUCUUUGAGGUGUCAUCAGAUGAAAACCAGCAAUUUAAUAAAGUGAUUGAAGCAUUGCAAAGAGUUCCAUACAAUGGGAACAGCAGAAUGAUCCCUGAAUUUAGGUUGACUGAUAUGAUGACGUCAAUUGAGAACCUCUCAAGUUACUACCGAUACUCAGGUUCUUUGACCACACCUAGCUGUGAUGAGACUGUUAUCUGGACUGUCUUUCAACGGUCAGUUCCCAUCAGCCAUCAACAGCUGAAUAAUCUAACUGAAGCAAUGUUUAUCGAGACUGGACAACCCAUGACUGACACCUUCCGUCCAGUGCAAAAAUUAAAUGGCCGUAUGGUGUACAAAUCCAUGGCAAAUGCCUCGUCACGUUGUGGCUGUGUGCUGUCACUUCCACUCAUUCUGCUAAAGGGUCUAAUCUUUGUAUUUGGAAUGAAAGAAUGA